Messenger RNA from Sphenostylis stenocarpa, 2151 nucleotides. Lineage: Eukaryota; Viridiplantae; Streptophyta; Magnoliopsida; Fabales; Fabaceae. The record is from the annotation of a GenBank genome assembly.
AUGAAUCCUGGAAGUUCCGGGGACGAGUCGUCUUACAAGUCAUCUGAUCAAGUGAGUGACUAUCUGGCCGAGUACACAUUGGAAGGGAAAUGGGAUAAGGUUGUUGAAAUGUACAAACAAUCCCCAGCGUGUCACACGGCAAUGAUUAACGAUGCCGUGGGCACUGCACUGCACGUGGCCGUGGAUUUGGAUGAAGAAGGUGUGGUUGAAGACCUUGUGGAUGCGAUUAUCAGUCACAGCGAUGGAGUGAAGAUCAAGGCUCUGGAAAUGGGGAACGAUCGAGGGGACACCCCUCUGCAUGUUGCGGCGUCGAGGGGUUUCGCAAAGAUAUGUAGAUGCAUCAUAGGAAUGAAGAAGGAGAGGAUGUAUUUGGUGAGUAAAAAGAACAAACAUGGAGAGACACCUCUGUUUGAAGCUGCUAUCAACUGGAAGAAACAGGUCUUUGCUUAUCUUUCUGACGUCUUGGACCACAGCGCCCCCUUGCAAGAUCUUGUGCGACACAAUGGUGACUCUAUCCUUCACUGUGCUAUCAGUAGAGAAUAUUUUGAUUUGGCUGUGAUAAUAGUGCGUUAUUAUGAAUUCCUUAGCACAUACAAGAAUAAAGAUGGAUUACUUCCUCUCACAGUCCUUGCCACUAGGCCCUCGGCCUUCAGAAGUGCUACUACACUUUCAUGGUGGAAGCAAAUCCUCUACCACUGUAUGCUUGUGGAACCGGUGAACGCUGAAAGACAAAUGAAGACAAUGUUAGAAAAGAUGGAGAAGAAACCAAAAUCGGACAAAGUGAAUUAUCCAAAGAACUACGCCACACUACAUGACUUGAUUGCUGGACUCACUACUCUUGGUGCUUCUCCUUAUCAACAAUUUGUGAGGUCUGCAUACGUGCAUAUUCUUGGCCUCUCAGGAGUAGAAUUGAAGGAAAUAAGGAAUACAAAGAGGAGGCAUGAAUGGAGUGGUCAACUCUUGAAGGCACUAUUGGAAAAACCUUAUGCAGCAUUCACAGGAAGUGGGGGUGUCCCAACCGAUAUGAAAGUUGAAGCAGAUAUGUAUAAAGUUUUCAGCCAAUAUAAACAAGUUGAAGCCAGCGAAUUGGGAUGGUUGGAUGAUGAGGAAGAAAAAGAAAUACAAACUAACGGCAAAAUAUCUGCAAGUCCAAGAAGUGACACAAUUAAGAAAGAAACUGAUGAACUUAGUAAUGAGAAGAACAUUAACAAAAAGGAAACAGCAUUUCUGGUUGCAGCGAAAAAUGGCAUAGUUGAAAUGGUGAACGAAAUUUUAUAUCGAAUUCCUAGUGUCAUCCAUAACACUAAUUCAAAGAAAGAGAAUGUGUUGCUUGUGGCAGUGAUUAACAGGCAACCCCUUAUUGUUGAGAGUUUGAAAAGGAAGAUGCAGUCAAAACCAGAAGUUUGGAAUAACUUAAUUCUGACAGUAGAUGAAGAUGAGAACACCAUAUUGCACUUGGCAGCAUAUGCUCCAACCGGCGAUAAGUCUCCACAAAUAGCUGGUUCUGCCUUGCAAAUGAUGUGGGAUAUAAAGUGGUUUCAGUAUAUUAAAAGGCUUGUGCCACAACACUUUUACUAUAGAAGCGACAAAAACGGCAAAACAGCGGGGGAAGUAUUCGAGGACACACAUAAAGAUCUUAUAGAGGAAAGUGGAGAUUGGCUGAAGGAAACAUCUGAAUCUUGCUCUGUUGUGGCUGGACUUGUCGCUGGUGUUUCCUUUGCUACUGCCAGCUCCAUCCCCGGGGGCACCAACAACGAAGGUAGGCCUCAUUUAGAAGGAAAACCUGCAUUCGAUGCAUUUGCCGUUGCUUCACUCGUUGGACUUUGCUUCUCUGUCACUGGACUCAUAAUGUUUCUUACCAUCCUCACUUCUCGAAAGCAAUCCAAAGAUUUUCGCAGAGCUUUGCCAUUCAAAAUACUUCUAGGUCUGAGCUCUCUUUUUGUAUCCAUUGCUGCAAUGUUUGUCUCUUUCUGCUCCGGUCAUUAUUUCCUGCUUAGUCACAGAUACAAGAUGGUCCUAUUCCCCAUUUAUGUAGCCACUGUUUUUCCUGUCACUUUCUAUGCUGUGGCGCAGUUUCCACUUUACUUUGAUCUUCUAAGGGCCAUCUUAGCUAUGGUGCCACGGGCAACUGAUAAAGGAGAGAAGUUAUAG